GAGGUGGGGUUAUUAAAUUGGGUGUGGUCUUGUGUUCAAUAUGGCGGCUGGUGAGUGGUGUCUGAUUGAGAGUGAUCCAGGAGUCUUCACUGAAUUAAUUAGAGGAUUUGGAGUAAGUGGUGUACAGGUUGAAGAAGUUUGGAGCCUUGACAAUGACAUUCUAUUGAACCUCAAACCAGUCCAUGGGUUGAUAUUCCUGUACAAGUGGCGUCCAGAUGACAAUGUUCAGGGGAGUAUUGUUGAAGACAGUCGAAUCAGAGACAUCUUCUUUGCUAGACAGGAGAUCAAGAAUGCUUGUGCUACUCAAGCAGUGCUCAGUGUAUUACUGAAUGUGACUCAUUCCGACGUUGAGUUAGGAUCAGUGCUAACUGAUUUCAAAGAAUUUGCUGCUUCAUUCUCACCAACAGAUCGUGGGCUUAGUCUAACUAAUAGCGACCAAAUAAGGAAAGUACAUAAUAGUUUUGCAAGACAGCAAAUGUUUGAGUUUGACGACUCAUUAUCUAAAGGAGGUGAAGAUGUGUUUCAUUUUGUUGCUUUUGUUCCAAUUAAUGGCCGACUUUAUGAACUGGACGGAUUAAAGACAGGCCCCAUUGAUCAUGGAGCAACUGACAGUACCGACUGGCUAAAUACAGUGAGACCAAUACUGGAGAAAAGAAUGCAAAGUUACAGUGCUGGCGAGAUUCAUUUCAACUUGUUAGCACUUGUAAGUGACAAGAGAGCAGUUUAUAAAAAAGAAAUAGUAAAGUUGGACACUAGGAAAGAAUUGGCUGCUAAAAAGAUCCAAAGUGUUCUUUCCGGAGGUGGUGAGUCGAUGGAAGAUAAUUCAGGUUUACCUGAUGACCCAGAGCAACUUCAAGUGAUCAUUGAAGAGGCCGAGGGAGAAGUGAUUAGACUCAAUGAAUUAAUACGAAUUGAAAAUGACAAAAUGGAGACUUAUAGAUUGGAGAAUAUUCGUAGGCGUCACAACUACCUCCCGUUAAUAAUGGAGCUAUUGAAGACUCUGGCUAAGAAAGGACGAUUAGUGUCACUUUGUGAAGAGGCAAAAAAGAGAAAAAAAUCUCAAACUACUGCUGACAAGGCAAAGGAAGUGAAGUAACGGACACUAAUAAUAAUACUGAUAGUAUACCGAAGAUUUACUAAUAAUAACACUGAUUAUUAUAGUAUACUGAGGAAUACCAAUAGUAUACUGAUUGUUAAUUUAUAUUAUGGAUCUCAGAGUCAGAA
Molecule: messenger RNA, 1224 nt
Organism: Amphimedon queenslandica
Lineage: Eukaryota; Metazoa; Porifera; Demospongiae; Haplosclerida; Niphatidae
Product: ubiquitin carboxyl-terminal hydrolase isozyme L5-like
Exons: 10
Coding region: 41-1096 (351 amino acids)
Biological process (GO): ubiquitin-dependent protein catabolic process; protein deubiquitination
Cellular component (GO): cytoplasm
Molecular function (GO): cysteine-type deubiquitinase activity
Source: RefSeq, a predicted model, not a curated record